This is a messenger RNA of Odontomachus brunneus, 2457 nucleotides long. RefSeq lists its product as uncharacterized. The transcript is spliced from 2 exons. Bases 1 to 2457 code for a protein of 818 amino acids. The record is from RefSeq and is a predicted model, not a curated record. NCBI's taxonomy places the organism in Eukaryota, Metazoa, Arthropoda, Insecta, Hymenoptera, Formicidae.
AUGGAGGCCGACAAGGCGGAAAAUAUCGGCACGCUUCGAAGACGCCGCGGGGCAACUAAGGCGAAACUGACAAGAUUGAUCGCGAAAAUCGAGCAGCUCCGAACGUCAGGCGAAGUGAGCAAGGAACUAAUCGAAGAAUAUGUCGCUAGUCUAGAGCGAAUACGAGUCAAUUUCGAUAGGAUACAAGAUGAGAUCGUUGAGAUGACGGGAGGAGAGGUCACUGUCGCGGACUCAUCGGAAGAAGCGUACUUCGAAGAUCGACAUGUUGAAGUAAAGGUAUUGUUAAGCAAGAUAAUGCGAGAUUUGCCAACACUACAAGAUGAGGCUUCAUCGAUGAACAGCGAAACGAUCGCACGUGUGCUGCAGCAACAGUCGGAGUUAAUUCAGCAUGUUAGCCGACAGUCAAGCACGUUAUCUCCAUCGACCGAUAAUAAUGAUGCCAUAGCUAGAGCGAUAGAGCAACAGACCGAGCUGCUGUCGCGGAUCGCAGGCACAGAUGGCGUCGCGAAUCGAACUUCGGGAGUCAAGCUGCCACCCGUACAACUACCUACGUUUGACGGGCGUCCCGAAGAAUGGAAGCGAUUUGCGGAUACAUUUCGUUCGCUCAUUAACGACAAGAGAGAUAUAUUACCAGUGCAAAAAUUCCAAUAUCUUGCUACAUCGCUAAUAGGUGAUGCAGCAAGGGUGAUCGAUUCUAUAGAGUUAACCGCGGACAACUACACUAUAGCGUGGGAACUACUACAGAAACGAUACGACGAUCCACGUGCAAUAAAGAAGAAGCAUAUCGAAUGUCUUUUUAGAAUGCCAAUCGUUAAAAGGGAAUCAGCAACUGCCAUACGAGAGUUGAUCGAUUACACGAUGAAACAUUUACGAGUUCUAAAGGCAAUGGAGUUACCGACUGACUCGUGGGACGAACUUAUUGUACAUAUGAUGGAAACUAAAUUAGAUGCCGUAUCCCUACGUGCCUGGGAGCAGGAAGGUAACACUAAUGCCCUAGUAUUAGAAAAUUUAAUCAAUUUCUUGCAGAAACGAUGUCAAACAUUGGAACGUCUUGAAGCGAGAGAAAGCCAUAGAGACGCUGCGCAAUCGAAAGAUGAGGACCACAAGUCUGGCUCUAGGCAGCGAAACCAGAAGCCAGUUCGAGACCACAAGGCAGCGUCGCUUACGAUGCUGACAAAUACCAACAAGUGUUUUCUGUGCAAGGGGGAACAUUUCUUAUACCAUUGUAAGAAAUUCAUCGCAAUGCCAGUCGACGAACGUAUCAAGGAAGUUCGCCGCCUUAAACUUUGCCUAAAUUGUUUACGUAAUGACCAUUACGUCAAGUCAUGUAAAAUGGGAUCUUGCCGUGAAUGCUCGGGUAGACACAACACUCUAUGUCACCUGCCAUUGGACAUGAAAGAGAAGCCUACCAAGAAGAGUGUUGAGAUCCCAUCGAUGUCCAAUGCCAACAAUGAAAGUAACGAUCAGGUAGCAAUACAUUUGUCGGCGAAUGCGCUAGCGAAACGUCACGUGAUUAUAGCAACAGCGAGAGUUUACGCGAUACUGCCUAACGGUUCGAAUGUACCAUGUCGUAUACUUUUGGACAGCGGAAGUGAAGCGCAUCUUGUCACUAGCUCAGCGUGUAAUAAGAUCGGAGUUAGACGAAAUCAAUCUUCGGAAAUCAUUACGGGUAUAAAUGAACUCACGAAUCAAAUACAUCAAGGUGAGUCGCUCAAUGGAAAUCUUGAACGAUUUUGGGAAAUCGAAAAUUGUAAUACCUAUGUGCGUCCUAUUAUGUCCGAAACAGAACAAAAAUGCGAAGAAAUUUUCGAGCUAACGACCGUGCGUGAUAAUAAUGGUCGAUUCGUCGUGUGUUUACCUAUUCGUGAAGACGCUGAACCGUUGGGCGAAUCUCGCGGAAUCGCAGAAAAUAGAUUAAGGCAAUUGGAACGUCGUUUUAAGAGUAAUCCAUCAUUGCGAGAGGAAUAUAAUAAGUUUAUGCGCGAAUAUGAGACAUUAGGUCACAUGUCACAAGUAAGGGACGAUGAAGAUAGACCCAAUUCACAGACUGUAUAUUUACCACACCAUUGCGUUGUAAAGGAAUCUAGUUCUACUACACAAUAUCGCGCUGUUUUUGACGCAUCUAGUAAGAUUACGUCAGGACGAUCUCUUAACGACAUACUGAUGAUCGGUCCUACAAUCCAAAAUAGUUUAAUAGAAAUAAUGAUUCGGUUUCGUAUGCACAAGAUUGCGUUAACUGGAGAUAUAAAAAAGAUGUAUCGUCAAGUAAUUAUUGAUCCGCAAGAUCGCGACUAUCAACGAAUUUUAUGGCGAUAUUCAUUAGAUGAACCGAUUCGUGAAUAUCGUUUGAACACAGUCACUUACGGAGAACCUAGUCCAUCGUACUUAGCUAUUAAGUGCAUAUGUAAACUCGCAGAAAUAGGCGAUCACGCGUACUACGAGACGAAAUCUAUGUAG